Molecule: messenger RNA, 3204 nt
Organism: Ricinus communis (castor bean)
Lineage: Eukaryota; Viridiplantae; Streptophyta; Magnoliopsida; Malpighiales; Euphorbiaceae
Product: pentatricopeptide repeat-containing protein At1g14470
Exons: 1
Coding region: 214-2490 (758 amino acids)
Biological process (GO): RNA modification
Molecular function (GO): RNA binding; protein binding; zinc ion binding
Source: RefSeq, a predicted model, not a curated record
AAUCUUCUUUUUGGACUCAAAACACCAACAGAAUGACACUUCUCUCAUCAACUAUUAUUGCCAAUUGCAAUGCUUCUCAUUUCUCAACAGCACACCUGAUGAGAAAAAUUUCUCUAUUUCUAUUCUUCAGGUCUUUAACUAUCAACCCAAACUUGGUUAAUUAAAAGACACAAGUAGUUGAAAGACAAAUUCAGAAGUAACUGACACUUUGUCAUGUUACAUUUGGUCAACAAAAUAACCAGAGUAACUAUUUUCAAUCAAUUGAGGCAGCUCCAUGUCCACCUCAUUCAAAAUUCCCUCCAUCACCACAACUACUGGGUGUCACUUCUCAUCACCCACUGCACGCGCCUCCACGCGCCACCAAUCUAUACACUUCACGUUUUCAAUUCUACCCCAAACCCAAAUAUCCAUGUCUUCACUUCCAUGCUCAAAUACUAUUCCCAGUUGGGUUUCCAAGAUGAACUUCUAUCUUUCUUCAAACGCAUUUACUGCCGUAUAAAACUUGAUGCAUCUUUAUACCCACUUGUCAUUAAAUCUUCUGGUAAAGAUGGUAUUCUCUUCCAUGCCCAUAUUUUGAAAUUGGGUCAUCAGUCUGAUCCUUAUAUUCGUAAUGUCAUCUUGGAUAUGUAUGCAAAACAUUCUCUAAUCGAGAAUGCGAGGAAGCUGUUUGAUGAAAUGACUGAGCGAAGUCUUGCGGAUUGGAAUUCGAUGAUUUGUGGGUAUUGGAAGUGUGGAAAUGAAACUGAGGCUUGUAGUCUGUUUAGUAUGACGCCUGAGAGGAAUGUUAUAACUUGGACUGCAAUGGUUACUGGGUUUUCGAAGAUAAAGGAAUUGGAUAGUGCAAGGAAGUAUUUUGAUGAUAUGCCAGUCAAAAAUAUUGUUUCUUGGAAUGCAAUUAUUUCAGGCUAUGCACAAAAUGGGUUUGUAGAAGAGGCCUUGAAGUUGUUUAAUCAUAUGAUUAGGUUAGGAGUUCAGCCUAAUGAAACUACAUGGGCUACUGUGAUAUCUUCUUGUUCAUCGUGUGGGGAUCCUUGCCGUGCAGAGUCAUUUGUGAAAUUGCUCGACAAAAGGAAGAUCAAGAUGAAUUAUUUUGUCAAGACAGCUUUGCUUGAUAUGAAUGCAAAGUGUGGGAAUCUUGAAGCUGCGAGGGGCAUUUUUAAUGAGCUAGGUGUUUCUAGGAAUUCUAGUACUUGGAAUGCCAUGAUUUCGGCAUAUACAAGGGUUGGUGAUUUGCUUUCCGCUAGAGAUCUUUUUGAUAAGAUGCCAGAAAGAGAUGCUGUUUCAUGGAACACAAUGAUUUCAGGUUAUGCUCAAAAUGGGCAGUCAGCAAUGGCAAUUGAACUUUUCAAAGAAAUGAUUGAUGCUAAAGACUCGCAGCCAGAUGAGGUAACUAUGGUGAGUAUCAUCUCAGCCUGCGGACAUCUAGGGGCUUUGGAGUUGGGUACUUGGAUAGUUAAUUUUAUCUCUGAAUACAGGAUUGAGUUGACUAUUUCAGGCUAUAAUGCUUUGAUUUUCAUGUACUCAAAAUGUGGAAACAUGAAAGAAGCCCAAAGAAUAUUUCAAGAAAUGGAAACAAGAGAUGUGGUGUCUUACAAUUCCUUGAUUGGUGGGUUUGCAGCUCAUGGAGAGGGAAAUGAAGCCAUAAAACUAUUAUUAAGCAUGAAGGAGGAAGGUGUUGAUCCAGAUCAUGUAACAUAUAUCGGUGUCCUGACAGCUUGCAGCCAUGCAGGAUUAGUCGAAGAAGGCUGUAAGGUCUUCGAAUCAAUUAAAAUUCCUGUUGUGGAUCAUUAUGCAUGCAUGGUUGAUAUGUUAGGUCGAGUUGGAAAACUAGAUGAAGCAAAAAGAUUAAUAGCUUGCAUGCCAAUGGAGCCACAUGCUGGAGUCUAUGGGUCUCUUUUAAAUGCUAGUCGAAUUCAUAAAAGAGUUGAAUAUGGGGAACAUGCAGCAAGAAUGCUCUUUCUGCUUGAACCGCAAAAUUCAGGAAACUAUGUUUUGCUUUCUAACAUAUAUGCUUCAGCAGGGAGGUGGGACGAUGUCAACCGUGUGAGAGGAAUGAUGAGGAAAGUGGAUGUGAAAAAGACAGCAGGAUGGAGUUGGGUGGAACACAAAGGUAAAACACACAAGUUCAUAGUUGGGGACAGAUCACAUGAACUAUCAGAUGAUAUCUAUAGACUUUUGGCUGAAUUAGGAAGCAAGAUGCAAGGGCAGGGGUACAUGGCUGACAGGAGCUGUGCACUAAGAGAUGUUGAAGAGGAAGAGAAGGAUAAUAUGGUGGGAACUCAUAGUGAGAAACUGGCUAUUUGCUUUGCCCUUCUUGUUAGCGAAGCAGGGACAGUGAUCAGGGUGGUGAAGAACCUAAGGGUGUGUCUGGAUUGUCAUACUGCUAUAAAGAUAAUCUCGAAGUUGGAGGGAAGGGAGAUAAUUGUGAGAGAUAACAACAGGUUUCACCAUUUCAUUGAUGGGAUAUGCUCUUGCAAGGACUAUUGGUAAUGUGAGAGAAAAAAAGCAAGGUAAUGAUUUUGGUGAGGGAAUAUGGUGGAAAAUAUUACCUAAAAUGAUGAGUAUAAUAAUGAUGCUUACCUCCUACAUCUCUUAAGCAACUUCGAAUGUAACCAGGGGAUUUCCAUCAUCUAAGAAAGCCUAUUCACGUGAGUCUCAGUUAUUGAAUUGGAAACAUCUUCCUACUUGGAUUCUUAGCGCCAAAUUUGUGAGUAAAUUGUAGCCAUUGCUUCUUGCUUCUACUGCAAUGAGGGCAAUGCACUUGUUCCUUCUGGUCAUGAAGGGCUUUGUUUUCUGUAAGUAUAUUAAAUUUUCAAAGCCAUAUUUUCUUGCAGCGAUAUGAACUUAAAGGUGAAUUUUGGUCUAAGAUCUAUAUUAACAACGCAUUGAGCAGAAGGGACGGCUACAUCAUCUCAAAGUUAACAAUUGUAUUUGGAAAAGAAAAACUGCAGAAUGGAUCACAAGAAGGCAAGUAAAUCUGAACACAGAAUGCGGGUGCAAGCCCAGCAGCACAAAACAAGUCUUCUGGUGAUUCUGAACAUAUAAGUUGAUUUUUCUGUGAUAACAAUGUAAUGGAAACUAUUUCUCCGAGAAGUGGUGUCAAUUGAAUCUGCUUUCCACAUUUAUCAAUAUUCCAAAAAUCAUUAGCAAAGACUUCUGCAAAAUGUUCAUUUUUUCCAUAGAAAUAAAUUCGUUCAAGAAGUA